Tripterygium wilfordii is the source of this 1832-nucleotide messenger RNA. RefSeq names its product 26.5 kDa heat shock protein, mitochondrial-like. The record is from RefSeq and is a predicted model, not a curated record. Bases 752 to 1498 code for a protein of 248 amino acids. NCBI's taxonomy places the organism in Eukaryota, Viridiplantae, Streptophyta, Magnoliopsida, Celastrales, Celastraceae. Gene Ontology annotation, biological process: response to heat. The transcript has 2 exons.
GAUCCCAUACACCUACUUAACCUGUCCGGACAGAUUGCUCUCGGGAGUAAAAUUACACUUUCUGGGGUCUAGCUGUCCGGACAGCAUAUCAGCUGCAGCAGAGACAGCAAGCACGAGCGACUCCAAAAACAUGCAGAAACCAGCAAACCUACAUACGUGAUUAACCACCCAGGGUGACUGAGUUGGCUGGAUGAGCUGAGAGCUCAUCUAUUCACAUCAACACCUUGCGACGGGCGAUUCAAAUAUCCGAGCUGGGAUGAGCUGAGAGACUGUGCUCAACUAUUCACAUCAACACCCUAUGACGGAUGAUUCAAAUAUCCGAGAUUUACAUUAAAGGAUCAUAGUUACUCGUCAUAAAAAAAAAGUACACUUGAAUUAAUAAAAGCAAUUCAACGUCCCAUUUUGUCAUGAAGCCAUUUAUACUACCAUGGAUUCGUUAAUUUUAAGGACUAAUUUUAGUAUCUGUUGUUAGUUUAUGCAAAAAUUUAGGAAGAAAAAGUGGAGAAAAGGGAAAGACGUGGAAUCAAAUACAAUUUCCCUCUAGAACACACCAAGAAACAUCUCACAACCUCCCAGAACUUCUCAGACUCUUCUCCGACUCUCUCCAAAACCCCAACACUCACCGAUCUUUAAAUUCAAUCCCAUCUAACUGUAUACCCCUCUCACCAUCAACAACAACAGAAAAAAAGAAAAGAAAAGCAAGAAAGGUCCACUGCAACUAGUCUUAACUAUUGCACCCUUAGUCCAAGCAAUGGCUUUGGCUCGUUUGGCUAUUAAGAACUUGUCCCAAAGGAUACCAUCAUGGUCUUCAUCUUCAUUGGUGGAUCUGCAUGGUAGUAUUGGUGAGGGAAGUCUUGUGCAAAGGCAAAGGUUUGGUGAUGAGUUUCUUAGGAGAUUCAUGGCAACAACGGCUAGCGAUGAUAAGGCCUCUGACAAGAAGAAAUCUCAAGGCAAAGAAGUUGCUGUGAAAAAGAGGGGCAAGAAGAUGUCUAAGCUCUUCCCUUGGACGAGAGACGGCCGAAAAGUCGGUCUUUGGAGGAGGAACGAUGACCUGUACUUUCUUCCUGUUCCUUCUGCACUUUACGAGAUCUUUCCUUCAGGGCUUGAAAAUGCACUCAUGGAAGCGACCGAGAACAUGAAUCACCUCUUUGAAAAUCUAAACAUAACACCAAACCAACUAAUGACUCGAGUGAAGGAGCAAGAUGACUGCUACAAGGUUCGGUUUGAUGUACCGGGGCUUGCCAAGGAAGAUGUCAAGAUCACUGUCGAGGACGGAGUCUUGACGAUCAAGGGAGAGCAUAAGGAAGAGGAGGAAGAGGGGUCUGAUGAUGAAUUCUCUGCAAGUGGUUAUGGGUACUACUAUAACACUAGACUAGUGUUGCCUGAUGAUGCUAAAGUUGAUGACAUUAAGGCAGAGAUGAAAGAUGGAGUCCUUACUGUAAUUAUUCCAAGAACUGAAAAGCCCAAGAAAGAUGUCAAGGAAGUUAUGAUCGAUUAAGAGAUUAAGCAUGUUAGUUGAAUUUUAAUGGUUAUUUUCUGUCGCUUGUGCGUUUAGGUGUUAGAAUGACUUUUUUGUAAAGCCAAUGUAAUGAGAAUAAGCCACGUAGAAACUUUUGUGCAUGCAGAUGUGUCAUGGUAUGAGUUUAGGCCGAUGUUGGAUAUUCAAAAGAGAAAAUUUGUGUAGUGUCAUUCUCAGUUUUAAAAAGUGAAACGAAAAUAAGCAUGAGAACUUUGUCCCAUUAGUCGAUUUGAGUAUUGUUUGAUGGCCAUUAUGGUAGUCUUGGACUUUGUUGAGGCCCAUUAUGGAAAUGUAAGGCUUAUAGCAAGUCCAA